Kockovaella imperatae is the source of this 2085-nucleotide messenger RNA. Its product is annotated as Dynamin central region-domain-containing protein. Bases 1 to 2085 code for a protein of 694 amino acids. Gene Ontology annotation, molecular function: GTP binding; microtubule binding; GTPase activity. Gene Ontology annotation, biological process: peroxisome organization. The transcript has 10 exons. NCBI's taxonomy places the organism in Eukaryota, Fungi, Basidiomycota, Tremellomycetes, Tremellales, Cuniculitremaceae. Gene Ontology annotation, cellular component: membrane; cytoplasm; peroxisome. The record is from RefSeq and is a predicted model, not a curated record.
AUGGAUCAGCAGCUCAUUUCCCUAGUCAACAAGCUGCAAGAUGUCUUUGCGUCUAUAGGUGUAUCCAAUAACAUCGAUCUGCCUCAAAUCACAGUCAUCGGUGCUCAGAGUUCUGGAAAAUCCUCAGUCUUAGAGAACAUUGUCGGUCGAGACUUCUUACCCCGAGGAACCGGCAUCGUUACUAGACGACCUUUGGUCCUUCAAUUGAUCAACCGCCCUGCAACAUCGAAAGCCAAUGGAGAAGUCAAGAAAGAAGGUGAGUGGGAGCCCAACACCCCCCAGUUGAAUGAAAACAACCAGGACGAAUGGGGAGAGUUUUUGCAUUUGCCUGGACAAAAGUUUCACGACUUUGCCAAGAUACGAGAUGAAAUUGUUAGAGAUACUGAGAAGAUGACUGGAAAGAAUGCCGGUAUCUCGCCGAAUCCCAUCAACCUGCGAAUCUUCUCUCCGAAUGUCCUCACCUUGACCCUGGUCGAUUUGCCUGGUUUGACCAAAGUUCCUGUCGGAGACCAGCCUCGAGACAUUGAAAAGCAGAUCAGGGACAUGCUGAUGCGAUACAUCUCCAAACCCAACGCUAUCGUUCUCGCUGUCACUGCCGCCAAUACUGAUUUGGCCAACUCGGACGGAUUGAAGAUGGCUCGUGAAGUGGACCCGGAAGGAACGAGGACCAUCGGUGUCUUGACAAAGGUUGAUCUCAUGGACCAAGGCACAGACGUUGUGGACAUCUUGGCAGGACGGAUUAUCCCGUUGAGAUUGGGUUACGUUCCCGUCGUCAAUCGAGGUCAGAGGGAUAUUGACCAGUCCAAAUCCAUCGCAUCGGCCUUGGAGAACGAGAAGAAGUUCUUCGAGAACCAUGCUAGCUACGCGAGCAAGGCUCAGUACUGCGGUACUCCGUGGUUAGCCAGAAAGCUUAACAUUAUCCUGAUGCACCAUAUCCGAAACACACUCCCCGAUAUCAAGGCGCGAAUAGGCCAACAGUUGGCCAAAUACAAUGCCGAACUUGCAUCUUUAGGAGGUCCGAUGGGAGAGACUAACCCUGGCUCCGUGGUCUUGUCCACGAUCACUGAAUUCUGUGCCGAAUUCCGAUCUGCCAUUGAUGGAAACACCAACGAUCUGUCUCUCAACGAACUGUCCGGGGGUGCUCGAAUCUCCUUCGUCUUCCACGAGUUGUACAACAGUGGGGUCAAAAGCAUCGAUCCCUUCGACCAGGUCCGAGAUGGCGACAUCCGAACUAUCCUUUACAACUCCUCUGGAUCUACUCCUUCCCUAUUCGUUGGCACUACCGCGUUUGAAGUCAUCGUCAAGCAGCAGAUCCGCCGGCUGGAAGAUCCUUCGUUGAGAUGCUGCAGCUUGGUAUACGACGAACUCAUCAGAAUCCUGGGUCAAUUGUUGACGAAGACAUCGUCCUUUAAGCGAUACCCUGAGCUCAAAGAACGAUUCAACCUAGUCGUCAUCAAUUUCUUCAAGAAUUGCAUGGGACCUACAAAUAAGCUCGUGACCGACAUGGUCGCCGCUCAAGCCUGUUAUGUCAACACAACUCAUCCCGACUUUUUGAACGGGCACAAGGCCAUGGCGAUCGUCACGGAACGCAUGAACGCCAACAAGCCACCUGAGAAGCCAAUCGACCCCAAGAGCGGGAAAUUAGCACCUGGCCAGUUGAAUAAUGGUCGAGAUCUCGAUGCCGAUUUCAAGAAGGACGAGCCGAGCUUCUUUGGAAGCUUCUUCGCCAAAGACAAGCCAAAGAAGAAAGGUGGUCAAAUGGAGGCCCCUCCUCCCGUCAUCAAGCCUGUGGCGUCGUUGAAUGAGAGAGAAAUCAUGGAGACGGAAGUCAUCAAACUGCUCAUCCAAUCCUACUUCUCUCUCGUCAAACGAGAGAUGAUCGACAUGGUACCUAAAGCCAUCACAUUGACCUUGGUCAAUUUCGCCAAGGAGAACUUGCAGAAGGAGCUCUUGGAACAUCUGUACAAGCCUGACGUGCUAGAGGAACUGCUCAAGGAGUCGCCUGAUGUCGUUGCGAGGAGACGCGAAUGUGUUAAGAUGGUUGGUGCACUGAACGCCGCGGAGGCCAUUGUCGCUACGGUUUAA